GCGGGCGGGUGGGCGAUGAAUGGGUUCAGCACCGAGGAGGACAGCCGGGACGGGCCGCCCGCCGCCCCCUUUUACGGCCAGAGCUGCUGCCUCAUCGACGACGGUGAUCGCUGCGCGCGGCCCGCGGGCAACGCGUCCUUCAGCAAGAGGAUCCAGAAGAGCAUCUCACAGAAGAAGCUGAAGCUGGACAUCGACAAAAGCGUGAGACAUCUGUAUAUAUGUGAUUUUCACAAGAAUUUUAUUCAAAGUGUCCGAAACAAACGGAAAAGGAAGACAAGUGAUGAUGGAGGCGACUCUCCUGAGCACGAGACGGACGUCCCGGAGGUUGACUUGUUCCAGCUCCAAGUGAAUACUCUGCGACGUUACAAGAGACAUUAUAAGCUGCAGACCAGGCCUGGACUCAACAAGGCUCAGCUGGCAGAAACUGUCAGUCGACACUUCAGGAAUAUUCCUGUGAAUGAGAAAGAGACUCUUGCUUAUUUCAUCUAUAUGGUGAAGAACAACAAGAGCAGGCUGGACCAGAAAUCAGAAAGUAGCAAGCAACUAGAAUGAAGAGUAACGAGACCUGGAAUAGGAGAGAUCUUGAAGGAACACGUGGUAUUGUGCUUUUUAGAUAUAUAAAAACUUUUGAAGUAUAUUGUAAUUUUUUUUUUUUUCUAAUGCAGUAAAUCUGGAUGAUGGAAAAGUAUAGACAGUUCUUAUCAGGAAUAUCUGAGAACACGUGCACACCAUUUGUCUGAAGACUUCUCAUUUAAAACUCACGUUGGAAUAAAGCAAUGACAAUAACAAGGAAACAGAGUAAACUUAGGACUGCGGAAUCUGUUAACGUAGUGUUCCAAAAUCUUUCUGGAAAUCUACAUCUCAAUGCAGUUUAGGUCACGGAUGGGGUUUUUUUCCCCUGAAUUCAGCUGUCUCACCAAACGCCAUGCAGUUUGUUUUCAUGCAGGACUGGAAUAGCAGCAGAGAUGAAAUGCAUUGUCGAGGUGCGUGGCUCAGCAGUUUGUCUGAAGCUUGCUCCCCACACACACGUGCUCUGUCUUGCCUUGAGGCAGUGCUUCAAGUCUCAAACUUCUAUGAAUGCUCCAGCUCACCAACUCUACUCCACUGAACGACUCAACUAGACUGAAAAUUGAUUUUUUUUUUAUUUUUUUAUUUUUCCAUCUUCCCUUUCCCCCUCUCCCCCCAAAAUGGAAGCCAAACAACUUUCUGGAAUCUUUUUUUUCCAUUUUUUUAUUUUUUUUAAUUUAAGAACUCACUUCUUAAUUAUCUAUAAGCAUUUAAGGAAUUUUGCAGCUCCUCAGAAUGUGGUAUCAAGGCAAAUUUGCUGGGAAUGAUCAUGUUGGUAGAAAGGCUCUUUCACUUCACUUCUGUGUGUUUCCCUUGUAUUCAAGACUUAAUGAUAGCAGGUGAAACAGUGGGUUGUUAAGACGUCUGUCUCUUAAUCUCUAUGCCAGAUCAGGUAUCGAUCAGAAGCAGUGUGACUUUUAUACUGAUGCUGGUGUUUAACAGGUGUCACAAAACUGCAGUGUGGGUCAGUGUGCUCUGCUUGGUGUGAAUCAGACUUCAGCUAAUGGAUGUAGCACAGUAACCAAGGCGAUGAACUGACUGGAGAGUGGUGCAUUUCAUCUGUCUCUGAAUGACCAGAAGUAUGGAAGCACUUUUCUCUUGUGAGCGUUCCUUGUGCUUUGCUAAGAGUUCUGUGACCUGGAGGGUGGAUUGCUGGUGCUCACAAACAGUGCUGUAGACAGAAAUAUCUCUGGUUUUGUUAUUUAAAGCCAACGUGUCCUUAUAAACAACGCAGUGGUUAUUUUGGCUAAAGGAGCUGAUGAAAUUGUUGGUCACGUCUGCCUGCUCUCCAGUGACCUCAAGUUCUAUACAAGGGGAUCUGCUGUAAAGCACCGCUCUGUGUUCAUGCUGUCCCAACCAUUGUCUCCAUUCUGUCGCAAGAUGCCAAGACUCCACACACAGAGUAUAUUCUCAACAAGCCUUAAGCACUGAACUCAGCAGUUGAAAACACUGGCUAGCAUUUUAGUCACCCGAAUCUAGACGAUGCUGUGUUGAAGAACAGAACACGCGGUCGCAGUCCCAGCUUGACACUGCAUCAGAUGUUUUGUAAGGCACGAGUGAAGCUCUCCCAAGGUCUCUCAAAAAUGAAGUCACAAUUUAAAGCAAGGUGUCCACAUCAGCUUUGAAUGGUGUGCUAAAAGUCUAAGGAGAUGUUAAAUGAGCUUCAGCAUGUAUAAGUUCUGUGUCAUAGCCAGAAAUAACCUGUUAUGCUACGUGCCCCAGUUGUGAAGUUUUGGGAGCGUGGUGAUUUCAGCAUUUCCUCGUUCAGAUCGAUGUGAAACCGAAGAACAUGGAAUAGGAGAAGUAUUUUGUGAAUGUCUCAAAGUUUCUGACUUAUGGUGAUCCUUACUGGAAGGAUGGAGCAGCUCCCACAUCAGUCAGUGAGAUCUGGCUUCUCUCAUUCAGGACAGAUAGCUAGAAGGGUAUUUUCUCUGACUGCGUGUUAAUAUUCAAAGUGCUCACGUAGUCAGAGGAUAUUAUUAAGAGAAAAUGAGUUUCUGAGUUGAGAGUUACGCCUCAGCGUGACUUGUAGACCAAAACUGUAUAAAAAAAAAAAAAAAAAAAAGUAUAGUUUGUUUGGGGUUUUUUGUUAUUUGUUUUAUUUCUAGGAUUAAAUACAUCUGUUGGGGUGUUUUAGCAGCCAGCAGCAAAAUGAUUCUUUUUGAGGAAAUACGGUGGCAGGUUCCAUCUGUUCAGGUGUAUUCACUGGAAUGCUUUAUGCAGAGGUGGUAUCCAGGAGUUUGUUUUAUUUUAUUUUUUUUCUGAAAAUAGUCAAUUGAUGUAAAAUGUGAUCCUUGGUUUUGAUCUUAAGCAAUUAUACUUUUUUGGAAAACUAAUAAUAAUAGUGAUAUGUGACGAUGAAGUGAUGUUUACCAGCCAUUAGCAGUUGUUUAUAAGGUGGGAGACUUAGGGGCAAGAUACCAAAAAACAACCAAACAAACAAAAACCCCAAAAGAAUCUUUGGCUGUCAGACCCCAUAGCCUUAUAAAUCCUUGCGAAUGCCUUAUUGCCUUGUUCUCAACUUAGCUAGAGCAAAACGCCUUGAGCAAAUGAAAGCUGAUGUCUUGUUGGAAGGGUUGGCCACUUUCUGGCUGCCACGCUAUAAACUGAACUCACACGUCAAUUCAGUAGCAAUAUCCAUGUUCAGGGUGCCUGUGAUUCUUGAAAAGCAUUUAGUGUCUAAUAACCAGAGAACGCAACAAUGCAAUUGUCAUUCUGUACAAUACCAUUCUGUGUAUCUGAUUCCUUAUGCUGCAUGCCAAUUAAAAAACUUUCCAACUCUU
Molecule: messenger RNA, 3350 nt
Organism: Tympanuchus pallidicinctus (lesser prairie-chicken)
Lineage: Eukaryota; Metazoa; Chordata; Aves; Galliformes; Phasianidae
Gene: SAP30L
Product: SAP30 like
Exons: 4
Coding region: 16-552 (178 amino acids)
Biological process (GO): regulation of DNA-templated transcription
Cellular component (GO): histone deacetylase complex
Molecular function (GO): transcription coregulator activity; protein binding
Source: RefSeq, a predicted model, not a curated record